AUGGAAAGAUUAGCUCAGUUGGCAUUACAUGCUACUUCAUCUGUUGGGGCCCCCCCACCACCAGCUCAUCCUUUGGACCCCUUGUCUCCUCAAGAAAUCAGGUCGGUUUCAAGCAUUGUAAAGAAUAACUAUGCUGGAAAAACCAUCAACUUUAAUACCAUCACUUUGAGGGAACCUAUGAAGAAGGCUUACUAUAACUGGAAAGAGAAAAAUGGGCCAAGACCACCAAGAAUUGCUUAUUUUGUUAUUGUAGCUAAUGGUGACGCUGGUGUACACGAGGGUAUUGUAGAUAUCAGUGCUCAGCAAUUGGUUGAGUUUCAACACACUACUGGAGUUCAGCCAAUCUUGACGCCCUACGAUUUGCAAGUGACCGAGGAAAUUAUUCGUAACGAUCCUGAAGUGAGAAGGCAAUGUGAAAUUAGCGGACUCCCUCCAAACUCGAUGCACAUGAUUUAUUGUGAUGCUUGGACUAUUGGUUACGAUGAAAGAUGGGGAGCUGAUAGAAGAUUACAGCAAGCAUUGAUGUACUACAGAUCUGAUGAAGAUGAUUCCCACUAUUCUCAUCCAUUGGACUUUUGUCCAAUUGUUGAUAUGAAUGCUAAGAAGGUUAUCUUUAUUGAUAUCCCUCAAAGAAGAAGAAAGAUUCCCUUGAACAAGCAUUCAAGCUUCCAUCCUAAACACAUUGCAGAGAAAUUUGGUACAAGAGAAAAUCCAUCUGGUUUUAGAAAUGACAACUUCCCAAUCAACAUUACUCAACCUGAAGGUGUUUCAUUUAGCUUGGAUGGAAAUGUUAUGAGCUGGUCAAACUUUAACUUCCAUAUUGGUUUCAACUACAGAGAAGGUAUUGUGUUGAGCGACAUGACUUGGAGUGACCAUGGACGCGUUAGACCAUUGUUUCAUCGUAUUUCACUUUGUGAAAUGGUGGUUCCUUAUGGUUGCCCAGAUUUCCCCCACCAAAGAAAACACGCUUUGGAUAUUGGUGAGUAUGGUGCAGGUAAUUGUACAAACCCAUUGACUUUGGGAUGUGAUUGCAAAGGUGUCAUUCACUACAUCGAUGCUCACUUUACAGACAAGAAUGGUGAUGCUUCUACUGUCAAGAAUGCCAUUUGCAUUCACGAGGAAGACGAUGGUCUUUUGUUUAAACAUUCUGAUUUCAGAGACGAUUUCCAAACUACUGUUACCACUAGAGGAAAGAAGUUGAUUAUUUCCCAGAUUUUCACUGCCGCUAAUUACGAGUACUGUUUGUACUGGAUCUUCAGACAAGAUGGUACCAUUAAGUUGGAAGUUAGAUUAACAGGUAUCUUGAACACCUUUGUUUGUGCUGAUGAUGAAGAUAUUGGACCAUGGGGUACCAAAGUUUAUCCAAACGUUAACGCGCACAAUCACCAACACUUGUUCUCUUUGAGAUUGCACCCCAGACUUGAUGGUGAUAAUAACUCUGCUGGUACAAGUGAUGCUAAGCCUUCAGCUUACCCAACUGGAUCCAAAGAAAACAAGUAUGGUAAUGCGUUCUAUUGUGAAAAGACAGUUUUCAACAAGGUCAAAGACUCAAUUACAAACUUUGAGGGCAAGACUGCUAGAACCUGGGAUAUUUUCAAUCCAAACUCCCUUCACAAGUAUUCAGGAAAGCCGGCCACUUAUAAAUUGGUGUCCACAUUCUGUUCUCCGUUAUUGGCUCAAGAAGGAUCAUUGGUUAGAAAGAGAGCACCAUGGGCAGCUAAUUCAACUCAAGUUAUUCCAUAUAGUGAUGAUGCUUAUGGUUAUGGUAAGUUGUACCCUUCGGGAGACCACGUGUGUCAAUGGAGUGGUGAAGGUCUGAGAGGUAUGAGAGAAUGGAUUGGCGACGGAGAAGCAAAUGUCAACAAUACUGAUAUCGUGUUUUUCCACACUUUUGGUAUCACUCACUUCCCAGCACCAGAGGACUUCCCAGUUAUGCCUACAGAAAUUUUUGAUCUUCAACUUAGACCUAGAAACUUGCAUGCGGAGAAUCCAGUUUUGGAUGUAAAACCAUCGUACGCUAGAACCACUUCAGAGGUUAAGAAAGGUUUAUCGGGGGUUGAUACCUGCUCUUUGAAUACAGACAAAACUUCAAGGUUGGCUUUUGGUGAUAAAAGCUGUUGCAAGUAA
This is a messenger RNA of Lodderomyces oxycetoniae, 2127 nucleotides long. It is a transcript of the gene AMO1, whose product is annotated as Amo1p. The record is from RefSeq and is a predicted model, not a curated record. The transcript has a single exon. Gene Ontology annotation, molecular function: quinone binding; primary methylamine oxidase activity; copper ion binding. Lineage: Eukaryota; Fungi; Ascomycota; Pichiomycetes; Serinales; Debaryomycetaceae. Gene Ontology annotation, biological process: amine metabolic process. The coding region runs from base 1 to 2127 and encodes 708 amino acids.